This is a messenger RNA of Brassica napus (rape), 3660 nucleotides long. RefSeq lists its product as uncharacterized. The transcript is spliced from 7 exons. The coding region runs from base 1 to 3660 and encodes 1219 amino acids. Lineage: Eukaryota; Viridiplantae; Streptophyta; Magnoliopsida; Brassicales; Brassicaceae. The record is from RefSeq and is a predicted model, not a curated record. Gene Ontology annotation, molecular function: zinc ion binding; nucleic acid binding.
AUGACCAGAGACAUAGAAGAGGAGCUGAGUGAGACUGAUAAGGAUGAGCCAAGUGAUGAGACUGCCGUAGAAGAGAGAUGUGAAGCUGAGGAUACUGAAGAGAACCAGAACCAGAGUGAGACACCAUGUGAGCCAACCAGUGUGUGGAGUGGACCAACUACUAGAUCAAGGCUGAGAGCACAAGAGGAAAGGCUCCAGGAGAUAGCCAAAAUCGUGGGAACAAUGAGUGAAGAGAGACGAGAUGGAAAGCAACCAGAGGGUUCAGGAGAACCGGCUGUCCAGCAAAUCAACCUCAACCAAGUUCAAUUUGAGGCUAUGAUGGCUGAGAUAACCAGAAGAAUGCAAAAUACUAACAACCUCGCUCAACAAGCUAAUGAAAACUUACCUGGUGUUAAUGCAGGGCAAGAGAGGGACGCGGUUGCUGCUGGAGCUCAGAGAGCACGCAUUGGACCUAUAAGAGGGCCACGAGUUGAGAUUGGGGGUCGUGGGGUUUAUGGAGAACAUUAUCAAGAAGAUUCAGCUGAUGAAAGUGAUGAUGGAUCUCAGGCUAGUCAGCAUGGUAGAAACUACAACCGCAGGCGACCAGCUACUGAUAACCUAGGCAAUCUCAAGCUUAGAAUCCCUCCAUUCCAUGGGAAGAAUGAUCCUGAUGCUUACUUAGAGUGGGAGAAGAAGAUUGAACUGGUUUUCAAUUGCCAGCAGCUCACUGAGGAGAGAAAAGUGAGACUAGCAGCUACUGAAUUCUGUGGAUAUGCUAUUAGCUGGUGGGAUCAGAUUGCUACUACCAGGAGACGCAAUGGAGAGCCUCAAGUAGCUUCCUGGUUUGAGAUGAAAACUGUGAUGAAGAAGAGAUUUGUUCCUAAUCACUAUGGAAGAGAUCUACACCAGAAGUUGAGAAGGCUUUCUCAAGGGUCUAAGAGUGUAGAGGACUAUCACCAGGGGAUGGAAACACUCAUGUUAAAAGCUGAUUUAGAAGAAGGUGUAGAAGCUACUAUGGCUAGAUUCCAAGGAGGUCUUAACAGAGAUAUACAAGAUAGGUUGGAGCUACAAGAGUAUGAGGACAUGGAUGAACUGCUACAUAAGGCUAUUUUGAUUGAGCAGCAGAACAAGAGGAAGAGCUCUACCCGGUCUUCAUAUACUCCUGCUCCAAAACCGGCCUACUCCAAGGAAGAUAAGCCAUGGGAUAAGUCCAAGGACGGUUCUUCUUCAGCAGAGACCAAGAGAGAUGACAAGGGUAAAGGAGUAGCCACAUCUACUAAGACCAGGAACAUUAAGUGUUACAAGUGUCAUGGCUUUGGUCACUAUGCUAAUGAGUGCGCCAACAAGAAAGUGAUGACUAUCAUAGCCAACGGGGAGGUGAUAUCUGAAGAGGAGGACGCCGGCCAAGAGUCAGAUGAGGAAGGCGUGGAGUACCCUGUCCAUGGAGAGCUACUAGUCACCAAGAGACUUCUCAAUGCUCAACCUAAAGCCAAAGAAGAUGAGCAAAGGGAAAACUUGUUCCACACCAGAUGCUUGGUUCAAGAAAAGGUUUGUAGCUUGAUCAUUGAUGGAGGAAGCUGUACUAAUGUAGCAAGUGCUGAGUUGGUAGAAAAAUUGGGUCUUCAAGUGUUUAAGCAUCCUAAACCAUAUCUCUUACAAUGGAUCAAUGAUGAGGGUGGAUUAAAGAUCACCGAGCAAGUGAAGGUCUUGCUAUCAGUGGGAAAGUACCAGGAUGAGAUCACUUGUGAUAUAGCACCCCUUGAAGCUAGCCACAUCCUUCUUGGACGUCCAUGGCAGUAUGAUAAGAGAUCAGUACAUGAUGGCUUUACCAACAGAUACACUUUUAUCCUUAAGGAGAAACAAGUUACCCUGGCGCCAAUGACCCCUCAGGAGGUACACCGGGAUCAGAUGCAUCUCAAAAUGAAGAGAGGAGAGUCCAAGACCGCCAGCAAGUCCUUGCUUCUUGAAGAGACCAGCCAGGUAAGUAAACUCAACCUCUUUGCUACUGCUAAAGAUAUCAAAACUGCUGUGAUUGAACAAUCAAAUUUGAUACUAGUGGUUUAUAAAGAAUUGUUGAGCUCUACUACUAACCCUGCUCCUGAGAUUCCAGAGGAGAUUGAGUGCCUUUUGCAGGAGUAUAGAGAUGUGUUCCCAGAGGACAAUCCAAUAGCAUACAGGACCAACCCUGUGGAGACCAAGGAGCUUCAGAAACAAGUCAAUGAGCUAAUGAAGAAGGGACAUAUGAGGGAGAGUAUGAGUCCUUGUGCUGUACCUGUCCUCUUGGGCAUACAGGUUGAUGAGGAAAAGGUGAAAGCUAUCAGGGAGUGGCCGAUUCCUAAGUCUAUUGGAGAGGUCAGAAGUUUUCAUGGACUUGCUGGCUUCUACAGGAGGUUUGUGAGAGAUUUCAGUACGGUUGCAGCACCACUGACUGAAGUAAUCAAAAAGAGUGUAGGUUUCACUUGGGGACCAACCCAAGAAGAGGCAAUUCAAAUGCUAAAAGAGAAGUUAACAAGUGCUCCCUUACUUGCACUUCCUGACUUUUCUAAAACUUUUGAAAUUGAAUGUGAUGCAUCUGGUAUUGGAAUUGGAGCUGUGUUGAUGCAGGAUAAGAAACCCAUAGCUUACUUCAGUGAGAAACUAGGAGGAGCCACCUUGAACUAUCCUACCUAUGACAAGGAGCUGUAUGCCUUGGUGAGAGCUUUACAAGUGUGGCAACAUUACUUGUGGCCUAAGGAGUUUGUGAUCCAUACAGAUCAUGAAUCCCUUAAACAUCUCAAAGGGCAACAGAAGCUGAACAAGAGACAUGCCAGGGAAGCUCACGCAGGAGGGCUGAUGGGACACUUUGGAGUCGCCAAAACACUCUCCACCUUGCAAGAGCACUUCUACUGGCCGAGUAUGAAGAAAGAAGUGGAGCGUGUGUGCUCAAGGUGUGUCGUGUGCAAACAAGCCAAGUCUAAGGUCCAACCAACAGGUUUGUAUACACCUCUCCCUAUUCCUACUGCACCAUGGAUUGAUAUCUCUAUGGACUUUGUCUUAGGAUUGCCUAGAACUAGGAAUGGAAAAGAUAGUAUCUUUGUGGUCAGGAAGAACAUUGAGGAGAGGACCAAGAUGUAUGAGAGACAGAAGAACAAGGGGCGCAAGGAGCUAGUACUUGAGCCGGGUGAUCUUGUGUGGAUUCACAUGCGGAAAGAGAGGUUUCCUGUUGAGAGGAAAUCAAAGUUGCUACCAAGGAAAGAUGGACCUUUCAGAGUGCUGAAGAGAAUCAACAACAAUGCCUACCAGAUCGAUCUUGAAGGGAAGUACACAAUCAGUUCUACUUUCAAUGUUUCUGACUUGGAUCCUUUUAUUGCAGAUAAUUUGGAUUUGAGGUCAAAUCCUUUUAAAGGAGGAGGGGAUGGUGUAGCCAUGACCAGAGACAUAGAAGAGGAGCUGAGUGAGACUGAUAAGGAUGAGCCAAGUGAUGAGACUGCCGUAGAAGAGAGAUGUGAAGCUGAGGAUACUGAAGAGAACCAGAACCAGAGUGAGACACCAUGUGAGCCAACCAGUGUGUGGAGUGGACCAACUACUAGAUCAAGGCUGAGAGCACAAGAGGAAAUGCUCCAGGAGAUAGCCAAAAUCCAAACCAUCCUUGGCGCCAAUCCACAGGCUCAGGGAGACGACCACAGUUCAAAGGAGAGCUAG